Molecule: messenger RNA, 606 nt
Organism: Gongylonema pulchrum
Lineage: Eukaryota; Metazoa; Nematoda; Chromadorea; Rhabditida; Gongylonematidae
Source: the annotation of a GenBank genome assembly
AUGAGUAUCCGUAAUGGUAAUCAUUUACAGAUAGGUAGCGAAGCAUCGCGACACAGCCGUGUUCACCGACGUCGUCGUGCCGUACCAUUCAAUUGUGGCCCGAUCUCAAAUUGCCUCAAUCUUAUCACUUUUUCUACAUCAUGCUGCCUUUUCGUAGUUCACUUUCUCCAGCUACAGAACGAAUCGGAUAUUAGCUCUCUGAAUCGUGAUCUAAUUGCGCUUAAAUUCACCGCGCUGGAAUUGCAGUUGUGGCACAGGAAAAAAAAAUUUCAAUGGAUUCCUUCGGUUUUAUAUGUUGUCAGUAAUUUGCUUGUAUUUAUCGAGAUUUUCGAUUUCAGCGCUUUUUCGAUAGCCAGUACACCGAUAUCGCAGUGCAGCACACUUUCACAGACAUCUUCAAAUCACGAAGUUUCCUUUUCCGAAAAUGGCAACCGAAAUACUUCGUUUCGAGAAGUAACACCAUCAAGAGAACUAAGAAAUCUGUUCACUUCAUUGACUUUAAGCAAAGAUCCGUCGCCUGGUGAUAGUGCACCAGCAACACCUCGACGAAGAGGUAAAUUUUGGAAUUUUCCUUCUUUAAAACAGCUUUUUUUAUCCAAUAACUAA